Molecule: messenger RNA, 1230 nt
Organism: Schistosoma intercalatum
Lineage: Eukaryota; Metazoa; Platyhelminthes; Trematoda; Strigeidida; Schistosomatidae
Source: the annotation of a GenBank genome assembly
UGUUGCUAUAAUUUGGGGAUGGCCCAAUGGAUGGUUGGCAAGUCAAUCUCGAAAGACCAGUUAAAUCGUUUGCUUGAGCAUAAGUACCACUGUGAAGGAGAAAGCAUAUGUGACAACCUACUUAAGGACUUUUGGCGGAUAUCUUCUCUGUAUAUACCGAGAUAUAUUGCUCCAAAUAUUCUCACAUUACUUGGUUUUCUCGCCAAUGUAUUUGCUUUAUGCUUGCUUUUGUCUUAUGGGGCUUGUUUCUUCACCUCGUUGGUGUUUGUAGUGUGUGUAUUCGCGUAUCAAACUUUAGAUGCCUUAGAUGGCCUACAAGCUCGCCGUACAGGGUCGUGCUCUCAGCUUGGUGAACUGUUCGACCAUGGUUGUGAUGCUUUAUCCACAUGCAUCCUCCCCAUAAGUUAUUUCAUCAUCAUUGGUUUUGAUGACUGGCCUAUGUUGAUGUUCAUACAAUACUUCUGCAUCCAAGCUUUAUUUUAUGUAGCCCAUUGGCGGUGUUACGUCACGGGAGUUCUUGCAUUUGACCGAGUCGGAGUGACAGAGGGACUUUUAAUUGGAAUUUUAUUUGGGACGAUAUCUUCGAUAUUCGGUCCAUCUAUUUGGAGUAUAAAAGAUCCACUUCUCGGUUUGGAACUCAAGGUUGUUCAGUUCCUCGUGUUCUCUGUUGUCAUGUUUUUUCUGGCGGUUCAGUUCGCUGAUACUAUUUCUCAAGGUGGUUGUGGUAAAUACGGGACAACUGUUGCUAAUACUAGUGUACUAUUUCCAGUUUGCCCUCUUACACUUGCACUUGGUUUUCCUGUUUUGGUUGCUAUUAAUUCUCCGGUGAAUCUUUAUCACCAAUCACCUUUUAUUUUCCUGUUGACGUUUGGGAUUGUUUCAGCAAAAGUUUCUCAACGUUUAGUGAUUGCUCAUAUGACUAAAAGUGCUAUCUAUUUGUUUGACGCGGUUAUGUUUGGGGCAGCUUUGUUAGUCAUUAAUCAAUAUUUUUCGUGUCCCUUGCCUGAAGUAUUAGUUCUAUGGAUAUCUUUGACAUUUGGAGCUGUGAAUAUCAUAUUAUAUGAUGCUGAUGUAUGCAUACAGUUGGCUGACUUUCUUAAUAUAUAUAUAUUCCGUAUUGGUCGACCAUCAUCUAUGCGUCACAAUAAUAAAAAUACACCCGUAAAGUCGUCAGUUCAAGACAACACUUACAAAACUUCACUUCGUACACGAAAUAGUUCUCGUAAUUGA